Messenger RNA from Helianthus annuus (common sunflower), 3213 nucleotides. RefSeq names its product protein argonaute PNH1. The transcript is spliced from 23 exons. Gene Ontology annotation, molecular function: protein binding; RNA binding. The record is from RefSeq and is a predicted model, not a curated record. Gene Ontology annotation, cellular component: cytoplasm. The coding region runs from base 275 to 3064 and encodes 929 amino acids. Gene Ontology annotation, biological process: regulatory ncRNA-mediated post-transcriptional gene silencing. Lineage: Eukaryota; Viridiplantae; Streptophyta; Magnoliopsida; Asterales; Asteraceae.
CUUCACACUCACCAGCCCCGUUUCCAAAGCCUCCACUUUAUCUCUGUAACACACACACACAACACACUCAUCGUUCUCCAUUUUCACCCACCCACACACACACACAGGCACUCUCUCUCCAUGAUCAUCUAAACGAGAAAGUCGAAGAUCAAAAGAAGCAGAACCAAGUUGCAGAACAAAAAAGAGAAAAAGUCGAAAGGAAAACUUGAGCCGAUCUUUUUGGUUACAUCAACCGCGUGCAAAGGACGAUACAAUCUCAAGGUGAGGAGGAACCAUGCCUCAGUUGAAACAGAUCAGAGAUCCUGAGCAGAAACAUGUGAUUUCCAAAAGAAUUACCCGAGGAAAACCGAUAAAUGAUCGAAAACAGAUGAGUGUGGAGGAAACAGCAGAUCAUAAGAGUGUUGGGACCAGGAGGCAGGGAAGGAGAAGAGGGAAAGGGAAGCCGUUGGUGUUUGACGAUUCGACGGUUGAGAUUUCGUCUGAUAAAAGACUCAUGUUCCAUAGGAGGCCUGGUUUUGGUCAAUUGGGUACCAAAUGUGUGGUCAAAGCUAACCACUUUCUUGCUGACUUAGCUGAUAUGGAAUUAACACAAUACAGUGUUUUGAUGGUUCCAGAAGUGAAUUCUACCAAAUUAAACAAGACAAUUAUGAGCCAGUUGGUCAAAGUUCAUAGAAACACAGAUUUGGGGAUGAAGCUUCCUGUUUAUGAUGGAAGAAGAGCUCUUUACACAGCUGGAAGACUUCCCUUUAUAGCAAAAGAAUUCACUGUUACAAUUGAAGAUGAUAUAGAAUGGAUUGGCAUCACAAAGCAAAGGGAAUUCACAGUGAAUAUCGAGUUUGUUGCGCACGCUAGUAUGAGUCAACUACGCGAGCUUCUGUCUGGAAAACAAGUUGACACUCCUUCAGAAGCACUUAAAUUAGUUGAUCUAGUUUUAAAGGAGCUCACAGCUCAGAGGUACAUAUCUGUUGGGAGAUUUUUCUAUUCACCAAACAUUACCAAUCCGAAGUCAAUAGGAUGUGGAUUACAAUCAUGGAGAGGCUUUUACCAGAGCAUAAAACCGACCCAGAUGGGGUUAUCACUAAACAUCGAUACGUUGGCAACAACAUUUAUAGAACCACUUCCGGUCGUUGAGUUUGUAGAACAAAUUUUGGGCAAGCAAGUGUGUACCAAACAAAUUUCUGAUGCAGAUAGAAUAAAGAUAAAGAAAGCCCUUAGGGGUGUCAAAGUUGAAGUUACACACAGAGGGAAUGUACGAAGGAAGUAUCGCAUCUCCGGGGUGACAUCACAACCAACAAGAGAGCUAAUGUUUCCAGUUGAUGAGGAAAGAAACAUGAAAUCGGUGGUUGACUAUUUUCGUGAGGUCUAUGGAUUUACCAUACAACAUCCCCACUUACCUUGCCUUCAAGUUGGGAAUCAGAAAAAAGUGAAUUACAUGCCCAUGGAGGCUUGCAAGAUUGUCGAGGGACAAAGGCGCACAAAGGGACUGAACAAUAAACAGAUCACUUCUUUGCUAAAGUUUUCAUGCCAGAGGCCCAAGGAACAAGAGAAGGAAAUACUACAGACAAUGCAGCAAAAUUGCUAUAAAGAUGAUCCCUAUGCGAAGGAGUUUGGUAUAACCAUCGAUGAAACACCUACAUCAAUCGAUGCUCGAGUGCUUCCUGCCCCCUGGUUGAAGUACCAUGAUAGUGGAAAACAGAAAGAAGUUUUACCUCAAAUGGGACAAUGGAACAUGAAAGACAAGAAAGUGAUAAAUGGAAGUGUAAUUAAUUACUGGGCGUGUAUCAACUUCUCAAGAACGGUAACCGAUAGUGCAGCUCAAAGCUUUUGUCAUCAGUUGGUCCAAAUGUGCCAAGAAUCUGGCAUGGAUAUUAAAAGCGAUAGUGUGGUUCCCGUCUACUCAGCAAGGCCAGAUCACGUGAAAAAGGUUUUAAAACAAGUGUGUACAGCCACUGUAAACAAACUCGGAGGAAAAGAGUUGGAAUUGCUUAUUGCCAUUCUUCCCGACAACAAUGGCAGUUUGUAUGGUGAUUUGAAGCGGAUAUGUGAAACGGAUCUUGGGUUGAUUUCACAGUGCUGUCUAACAAAGUAUGUUCUAAAGAUCAGUAAACAAUAUCUCUCGAACGUAUCACUCAAAAUUAACGUCAAGAUGGGCGGAAGGAAUACUGUGCUGUUAGAUGCCUUAAGAUGGAAGGUCCCUCUGGUUAGUGAUAUCCCAACCAUAAUAUUUGGAGCUGACGUAACUCACCCGGAGUCCGGGGAAGAUAGUAACCCAUCGAUUGCUGCGGUUGUUGCAUCUCAAGACUGGCCAGAAGUUACAAAGUAUGCGGGGCUCGUUAGUGCCCAACCGCAUAGGCAAGAACUUAUACAAGAUUUGUACAAGACUUGGCAAGAUCCUCAACGUGGAAAAGUUAACGGAGGCAUGAUCAGAGAGCUCUUGCUGUCUUUUGAGAAGGCGACCGGGAAAAAACCACUGAGGAUCAUUUUCUACAGGGACGGUGUAAGUGAUGGGCAGUUCUAUCAGGUCCUACUCUAUGAACUUGAUGCAAUUCGUAAGGCUUGUGCUUCUUUGGAACCUAAUUAUCAGCCUCCAGUGACGUUCAUUGUCGUCCAAAAACGCCAUCACACACGCCUCUUUCCAAGCAACCAUAACGAUCGAAAAAGCACCGACAAAAGUGGCAACAUUUUACCUGGUACUGUGGUGGACACCAAGAUUUGUCAUCCAGUCGAGUUCGACUUCUAUCUUUGUAGUCACGCAGGAAUCCAAGGAACUAGCAGGCCUGCUCAUUAUCAUGUUCUCUGGGACGAGAACAAUUUCACAGCUGAUGAAAUUCAAUCUCUAACGAAUAAUCUUUGCUACACUUAUGCCAGGUGCACUCGAUCCGUUUCUGUAGUACCUCCUGCAUACUAUGCUCAUCUGGCUGCAUACCGAGCUCGUUUCUAUAUGGAACCUGAAGUCCAGCAUGACAAUGGAUCUGCUCACAGCAUGUGCAUGGUAAAAGGUGCGGGCGUUCGGCCCCUUCCUGCACUAAAAGAGAAAGUAAAGAAUGUUAUGUUCUAUUGUUAGGCAAAUCAAAAAGGAUAAUCAUGUUUUAGACCGACUUUCAUAGUGUUAAGAGUAGGCAGUAGAUGAAUAUGUUGUGCUAGUUUUGUACAGGGAUAAAAUAUUGAUCAAAUAUACAUUUUCUAGUGCAAAUAGGUUUUUUUCCCUCUUAA